GAAGGCCACCAGAGAAAGGAUUGCUAUGAUGCCCAUCAAGAGUAUAGUCACGUGUUUGUUUCUUGCUCUGGUACUGGCUCUAUGGAUAGGGGGCAGCUUCGCAUGUUUUAUCUCCAACUGUCCCAAGGGAGGUAAACGAUCAAAUUCUCGUCCAAUUAGACAGUGCCUAGAAUGUGGACCAGGGGGAGUAGGUAGAUGCAUGGGACCGGGAAUCUGCUGCGGACCAACUAUUGGAUGUCACAUCAACACACAACACACACUCUCCUGUAUGAGGGAAAACGAGAUCUCAACGCCAUGUGAACUCCCAGGGAGCCCAUGUCAGUCUGUGCCAAGCGGUACGUGUGGAGCAAUGGGCGUAUGCUGCAAUAGUAAUACUUGUUCAGAAGAUGCAUCUUGCCUGAUGAUUGAAGAGGACGACUCCCUUAGUAGAUACGAGCAGAUGAGCCGGGAGGACAGCGGGUCAACAAGGAAAGAUCUCCGGGUUAAACUUCUCGAUUUACUUUUGAACAUGCAGGAUCAAUAACAAUAAACUGGAAAUUGUUUAAAAUUUCGCCAAUAAAAUCUUAUGAAAAAGUCAUUUUGAAAAAAAUCCAUACAACAUUUCCUGAAUUUAAAACAACUCCCGCCAUCCCAUUUUGCCCGUCCAUUUUCUUUUUGGAUGCUCUGUUCCCGACAUGUUUGUUUCUUUAUGAUACCAAUAGGCACUGCUCACUCUUUUUCGACUUUCAUUACCACCAAUACUUAGGGUGAGCUCAGCGAAAACCGAAAUAUAUAACUGAAUCAUAAAUGAGACAUUUUCGUGCUUUUUUUCAUGGUAAAUGAGGAAAUUGUGUAAUAUUUGUAAAUAAUUACAUAAAGAUAUAUUUAGGACAAUUUCACAUUUGCUUGUAUUCCGUGCUUCAUAUUAUAUUAUGUGAUUAUUUUUUCCCUGCACAUGGGCACAUAGUAUAGGAGAUAAUCGAGUUCAAAUUUAAUUUUCAGAAAUGAGACGAAGGGUGGCUUAAAUCAUUCCAUUACAAAGGAUUACGAAUCUAAUCAUGUUAAUGCUUCGUGAUAUAUU
This is a messenger RNA of Lytechinus variegatus (green sea urchin), 1060 nucleotides long. Its product is annotated as oxytocin-neurophysin 1-like. The record is from RefSeq and is a predicted model, not a curated record. Gene Ontology annotation, cellular component: extracellular region; secretory granule. Lineage: Eukaryota; Metazoa; Echinodermata; Echinoidea; Temnopleuroida; Toxopneustidae. Gene Ontology annotation, molecular function: neurohypophyseal hormone activity. The coding region runs from base 26 to 523 and encodes 165 amino acids. The transcript has 3 exons.